AAGGAUACUAGACCGGAUUUAUAAACGAAAUUACAGGAUCAAAAAUGGUGUUGUGUAGGCAACGCGCUCAUCGGAUGUUUUGAUGCGCCACCCGCUCACCGCUCAGAUUCAUGUCUCCUUAGAGUUUGACAGAUUGAACCUGACCUCCGACUCCUUAUAGCGUCCUUUCGACGAGCCGUGAGUAUCGACCUCGUUGACAACGAGCCCAUCCUGAACUUUUGAUUUUCUCUCCCUUCUCCCAUUCCUACGCUGACCCAUAUGAGAGCCAUUAGGUUUCUGAAGGCUUUGUUUCACCGCAGAAAGCUAUACAGCCUGCUGAUCAUCCUCCAUGCGAUUCUGGUGCUGAUCCACAUUUGCCUGGUUAUUGUGUGGGCUCGAGGCGCCGAGCACGCGGUAACCAUCUCCUUGGACCGCGCUGGGACGAUAUCCAAUCGCAUUGUCUUCGCUUCGCAAAUCUUUAUCAUCACGUAUACCGCCUGCCUUCUGCUCAUCACGCAACGCCUCUCGCUGAACAGUCUGCUGCUCCGGCCAAGGACACUCACAGCGCUUCAUGAUGUCUCGAGUGCAUGGACAGGCCUCGGCGCGGGACUGUUGAGUCUCUGGAGACAACUGUCCAUCCCCACAGCCGUGUUCGGAACGCUCGGGGUCACGGUGUAUCUAGGCUGUCUGUCCAUCCUGCACAUCAGCACGCCGGCCUUGUUUUCCAUGGACGCGUUCAACCAAACGGGCGCACUACCGGUCGGCUUCAUCGCGGGUAUGCCCAGCGUCGGCGACCCUACGCUCUUCCACUCUGUGUAUGCGCCGAGCCUCUGGGCCACGACGGCGACGCUGUUGCCGUACCUUUUACUUUCGGAUGACCAGUCCACGCUCGGUCUCGCCAAUAACACGCUGUACGACAUACUGGACCCAAACAGUGGUGGUGUAGGCGACGUCACUGUCAGUGCCAUGACAGCGAACGUUACAUGUCACUCCCUGCCAAAUCCCACUGGCACGAGUGAUGGCGUGGACCAAGACGAGUGGACUGUCAGCGUCGCGAGUGACGAUUACAACAUCAGCUUCAAUUUCACUAUAGGCGGCAUGACGCUCGGCUCGCUGAUGCGGAUCACAUGGUACGACCAGGACAUAAACGCAACCUUGCUUCUCGGCCGCAAUGCCAUAUUCGUAACGAGCUUUAAUGUCACCGACGGCAGUGGAGGACUUGGGUCACAUGUAUCUCUAUCUGGGUCUGGUUUCGACUACUUGCAAAUCAUUGGCUGUACACUCUCAUGGAGCCCAACGAACGUCACCGUGGAUGCCGGUACACGAUACAUCGUCGGGAUGGGUUCCGGAGCAGCUACCAGACGGUCAUCCGAGUGGACAGCGUGGAAGCCUGGCUUUCAAGCCUUUCCGCAGGAUCGUGAGGACUUGCAGGUGGAUUCCUGGGCCGACAUGCUAGUUAGCUCGGCGGAUCCACCUGGCGCAGUGAUGAACUUAUCAGAUUUUACAGAAACUGACAUGGCGAGCAUACAGACGUUCAUCGUCAACGUGCUCAACGAGACUCUGUUCACAUCCCAUAAUGUGACUUUGACAGAUUUUGAAGAUACUCUUAAUCGCUUGACCGCGUCUAUGUUCUGGGCAGCGGCUCAUAUGCCUGCGCCAGACACGCAAGGGGACUACUUAACACUCGCCAACGGUUCCACGCAAGUUCCACAAACUGUAUCCCGCCUCAAUUUGAAUCUUACAGCAGUUAUCUUUGGAUUGUCCGCCUCAGUUAUCCUCCUUGCGUUCGCACUCUACCUGACAUGCGGCGCCACAAGGGCAAGACACAAAAUGGACGGCAUGGGCGUGUUACACGUCCUCUGGCUCGUCGCCGACCGGCCGUCCGUGCUGAACCGCAUCGCCAGCGUCAGCGAGCCCACCACGGACGAACUGCGCAGAGUCGGCGUGACGGAGAUCGUCAGCCUCAGUCGCACCGUCAACGAUGAGGACUCGGUUGAGGCAAAGUAUAGCAAGGUGGCAUUGCAGGAGACUGAUACUGCAUAGUUCCAGGUUAUCGUAAGUCGCCCGCAGGCACUGUAGCAGAAAUAGCGCCCGGGAUUUGCAGUGUCGUCUAUUCCAUAAAGUCACAUGUGCGAAUCCUGGACAAGUCGAGCAUAUCCCAAGGCCGCACGAGUAGACGUGAAGUGAUAGGAUGAAUGAAACGGCCAGAUGGAACCACGCCCGAGGAACAAUCGCACGAGUUACGGGCGAUGACCUCUGGAGUAGAUGUGGCGACUAAGAUUGAGCCUAUCGCACCAUGCAAUAGCCUGUUGAACGGCACAGACGAGAUGAUUAAUUAAAGGAGCGCGAGAAUGUUUGAGGCCGAUCGAAGAGUCG
This is a messenger RNA of Laetiporus sulphureus 93-53, 2355 nucleotides long. RefSeq lists its product as uncharacterized. The record is from RefSeq and is a predicted model, not a curated record. The transcript is spliced from 12 exons. The coding region runs from base 259 to 2022 and encodes 587 amino acids. Lineage: Eukaryota; Fungi; Basidiomycota; Agaricomycetes; Polyporales; Laetiporaceae.